AUGGAGAAAAGAUUUGCUGGUGGCAUCUGUCCCCUGGCUGUUUUGGAUUCAGCGAUCUGUUGGUGGAUAUUUAGCGCUUUGGUCAACACGACCCGAACUCUACGAUUACGUAGAAAUGAAGUCAAGUUGAAUCUCUAUAGGCACUUUACUAACACACUCAUAUUCUCCGUGGCUGCUUCUGUCAUAUUUAUGCUAUACUCCAUCAAAACGCAUCGUGUUGUCACGUGUCUGAUGAUCUGGAAAGACCUCUGGUUGGAAGAAGCUUAUUGGCAUAUUCUAUUCUCCGCACUUCUACUAGUUAUCAUGGUGUUGUGGAGACCUACAAAUAAUAAUCAACGCUAUGCAUUUGUUCCUCUGCUCGAAACGGGCGACGAUGAAGAAGAGGAACAUCUUGUGAAUGAUUCCUACGGGGUGAAAGUGCGAAUUCAUCAUCAGAAGUCCACACCACCGAAGCAGUCGUCCUCGGUGGAGGAUGAUCUUAAAUGGCUAGAGGAGAACGUCACCAUUGAGCCGCCCUUGCCGGUGCUGGACUCCGACGAGGAACUAGUCAACACGCGUUUUGAAGUUUCCAAAAUGCAGUGAAUGGAAAUACAAAUGACGCCAACAUGUAUUAUAAGCCAAAUGAAUGUAUUAAAUUUUUAUCCUAUCUCUAGCGAAUGUGCGAACGUUCCAAGAGUACUUAAAUGUGACCAGGACACUGCUUUCGAAUUAAUACCAGUAGAUGUUGAUAUCAUAGAUGUGUUGUGUGAAAUCGUGUCUUUAUUGAACUUUGUGACUGAAGAUAUUCAUAUUCAAAAUUAGUCGUAAGCGUAUGUUCUUUGAUUACACGCGACCAGAUCUAUUACCAUUAUAGAUUGGCAAGUGAGAGUGAGAAGAGAAUUCUAGUUAGAGUUAAAACAUUGGAAAGUUGAUAAUAAUAUUUGGAUUUUUCUGUUAAAACAGGCCAUACGAUGCACAAAUUAUAUGAUUGUCAUUUUAAGUGUACUAUUUUGUAAAUAAGAUCUUAGGAUAAAGCAAAAGUAGUUUUAAUUUAAGUUCAUUUAGAGAAGUUAAGUUGUUUUAGUUUCUUUAAUAUAUUGGUUAAUACUAAUCUA
Dalotia coriaria is the source of this 1094-nucleotide messenger RNA. Its product is annotated as transmembrane protein 87A-like. Lineage: Eukaryota; Metazoa; Arthropoda; Insecta; Coleoptera; Staphylinidae. Gene Ontology annotation, biological process: retrograde transport, endosome to Golgi. The transcript has 2 exons. Bases 1 to 582 code for a protein of 193 amino acids. Gene Ontology annotation, cellular component: Golgi apparatus; membrane. The record is from RefSeq and is a predicted model, not a curated record.